Molecule: messenger RNA, 999 nt
Organism: Desarmillaria tabescens
Lineage: Eukaryota; Fungi; Basidiomycota; Agaricomycetes; Agaricales; Physalacriaceae
Exons: 4
Coding region: 156-752 (198 amino acids)
Source: RefSeq, a predicted model, not a curated record
AUGCUUUGUUGCCCUAGCCGCUAUGUCUCGCAUUCCUGCUGUGCGAUGCAACAAAAGGGCCUCUAAGGCCAUAUUCAGAUCACUCAAAUCACUUGCGGAGCCCAGACGACAACGAUAUGAGCAAAGCUAAGAAUGCAGGGUCGUGAAUCAGAGGAAUGCGUGGUGAGGAUGUUCAAUUGGGGAUCCAAUUUCCGACCAACGUGACUUGCCUCUUGCGCCCUCAAGCAUGUUCUUCACGGAAUUCAAAGAUACCUGAGCGUCUUGCGGAUUUAAGGUUUACCGAGGACUAUUUGGCAGAUUCAAGUGAACUCGAAGCGACAUACGAACGAAGGGCGCAAAUGGGAGGGAGGAAUGCGCUUAAUGCAAAAUUUGCGGUGUUUCACGGUCUAUGUUUCACAGUCUGCACUGCGUACACGUCCUCGUCAUGCUCAUACAGAUCACUCGCAUCGAGUACAAGGCUGUGCUCUGCAUAUGAAAACGAAGUCUCGUCUCGUCUACCGCCAUCGUUCAAGCCAUUUAGAUCGUCUCCACCGGAGACAUUCGGCCUCAUUCUCGCCAGACAAUUGCUAGCCACGCGUCGUAAUAUCUAUGCCAGGCCGACGCGGUUAACUGUUACGCAUGCCAGUGAUAAUAUGUCGGCUGGGAGCCGCUCUCAGGAUAUCCGUCUGGUACCAGACAGUUAUCACAAUUGGUGUUGGAUACUUCACUUGCGUCAGGAUCUUGCGCGUUACCAAUGUUCAGCAUACCAUUGAACACAAUACAGCAACCGUGAUAUCGACUAUGUUGAAACAAGCUCAUUAUUUCUGCUGGGGAGGAAACUGGGAGGGGCGGAGAAGGAAGAUAAGAAACAGGAUUCAUCAUUGUGCUACGAUUCCUAGUUCACGAUGGUUAAAGAAGGUUAUCAAAAGCACGAGUCCUUCACAUACGUGUCGCUAUCCUCCUUCCGACGCGCAGGGAGCCUUACCAGCCCUGCAAUACCAUCUGCGUUCAAAUCAGGCU